CACGCCCGUCUCUCCAGGGUUGUCUCUCGUCUCUCCCCUGGUGUAGCUGCCCAGCAUGGCCGUCGACCCUGUUCCGAUAGAGACAAUGCACGAGGACAUGAUCCACGAUGCUCAACUGGACUAUUACGGCAAACGCCUCGCCACAUGCUCGUCAGAUCGUACCGUACGGGUCUUUGACGUGGUAGAUGGCGAAUCCCAACGAUCUGGUGGCGGACAAACAUUGAAGGGGCACACUGGGCCUGUGUGGCAGGUCGCAUGGGGGCACCCGAAAUAUGGACACAUCCUCGCAUCUUGCUCAUACGACGGCAAAGUUCUCAUUUGGAAGGAGGAGCCUAGGCAAGGACCGAACCCGGGCGGCUGGACGAAGAUCAAGGAACAUAGCCUACACAGCGCCUCUGUGAACUCUGUCUCCUGGGCUCCCCACGAGCUCGGUGCCAUGCUCGCGUGCGCCUCCUCCGACGGCAAAAUCUCCGUCCUAUCCUUCAAAAACGAUGGCCAAUGGGGCGCAGACAUAUUCAACGGCCACGCGAUCGGCUGCAAUGCAGUCUCCUGGGCGCCCGCGACGCAGCCCGGCUCGCUCAUCGCGCCUCAGCAGCCGACUCCGCCAGGCGCGAACCCGAGCUCUCAGGGCGUGAAGCGCUUCGCGAGCGCGGGUUGCGACAACCUUGUCAAGAUCUGGGGCUACCGAGAGGACACGCAGUCUUGGAUCGAGGAAGAGGUGCUCGAAGGACACACCGACUGGGUGCGCGACGUCGCUUGGGCGCCGAACAUUGGCUUGCCUAGGAGCUACAUCGCUACCGCCUCGCAGGACAAGACGGUUCUCAUUUGGACGAAAGACACCCCGACCUCUCCCUGGCAAAAGACCGCGCUCGACCCCUCCGCGGCCGUCGCGCCCUCUCCGUCGCCAACCAAGACCGGCUCACCCGGAAAGUUCCCCGACGUCGUCUGGCGCGUCUCGUGGAGUCUCGCAGGCAACAUCCUCGCCGUCAGCUGCGGCGAUGGGAAAGUCACGCUGUGGAAGGAGAACUUGAAGGGUGGAUGGGAGUGCGUCAGCGAUAUGAAUAGCUGAGCGGUGUUUAAUAGAGAUUCUGGAUUCUCCCAUACCGGUGAUGACUUCCUUUUCUUGAGAAGCCGGCUUCGUCCACAUCGGCUUUAUACCGAAUAAAUAUGUUUUGACUAC
Messenger RNA from Punctularia strigosozonata HHB-11173 SS5, 1180 nucleotides. RefSeq names its product protein transporter SEC13. Gene Ontology annotation, molecular function: protein binding; structural molecule activity. The transcript is spliced from 6 exons. The record is from RefSeq and is a predicted model, not a curated record. NCBI's taxonomy places the organism in Eukaryota, Fungi, Basidiomycota, Agaricomycetes, Corticiales, Punctulariaceae. Bases 56 to 1069 code for a protein of 337 amino acids. Gene Ontology annotation, cellular component: nuclear pore outer ring; COPII vesicle coat. Gene Ontology annotation, biological process: protein import into nucleus; positive regulation of TOR signaling; COPII-coated vesicle budding.